AUCUUCUUGGAUCCCUGUGUAACUGAUCGAUGUUUCUGAACUCUUCCUUGCAAGCUUCACAACCAGCCAAAAUGAAGCUGAAGCAUAACAUCAACCCUGUUCUGCUGCAGUUUAUAAACUUUAUAAUCUUGUUGUACACCUUUGUAACAUACAUUCCGUGGUACAUAUUUUCAGGAUCGAGGCAUGCUAUAGCAAAAGCCAAGCAGGUUAAAGCUAAACCUGUGAAUAACAAGCCUGGGGGUGCAUACAGAUCUGUUAACAGUCUACAUUGCUUAGCUUCAGUUUUAUAUCCUGGGUGUGAUACACUCGACAAAGUUUUUAAGUAUGCUAAAACUAAAUACAAGGACAAAAAACUUUUGGGAACACGUGAAAUCCUGAAGGAAGAAGAUGAAAUCCAGCCGUCAGGAAAAGUUUUUAAAAAGGUCAUCCUUGGCAAGUACACCUGGCUUUCAUAUGAAGAUGUAUACAUUAAAGCUGUUAAUUUUGGAAAUGGCUUAGCUGUGUUGGGUCAGCAACCAAAGACUAACAUUGCUAUCUUUUGUGAGACUAGAGCUGAGUGGAUGAUUGCAGCACAGGCCUGCUUUAUGUGCAACUACCAGCUUGUUACUCUGUAUGCUACUCUGGGAGGCCCAGCAAUAGUACAUGGGCUAAAUGAAACGGAGGUGACCACCAUCAUUACGAGUAAAGAAUUGAUGCAGACAAAAUUGAAGGAAAUUGUUUCUCAAGUUCCACUGCUGCGACAUAUUAUUACAGUGGAUGGCAAACCAACGACAUGGUCAGAGUUUCCCAAGGGUGUCAUUGUUCACACUAUGGCUUCUGUGCAAGCUAUGGGGGCCAAGGCAGAUACUGGUAGGUUAUCUCUUCUUUCCGCCAGGCCUGUGCCCUCGGAUGUCGCGGUGAUCAUGUACACAAGUGGAUCCACAGGAGUUCCCAAAGGAGUUAUGAUCUCCCAUUGCAACAUAAUUGCUGGGAUAACUGGAAUGGCUGAGAGGAUUCCAAAUCUGGGGGAAAAAGACAUCUAUAUUGGCUAUUUGCCUCUUGCGCAUGUCCUGGAGCUGAGUGCUGAACUUGUGUGUCUGUCUCAUGGAUGCCGCAUUGGUUACUCUUCACCUCAGACAUUAGCUGACCAGUCGUCUAAAAUAAAGAAAGGAAGCAAAGGUGAUGUCACUACACUUAAGCCAACCCUAAUGGCAGCUGUCCCGGAAAUUAUGGAUCGGAUCUACAAAAAUGUCAUGAAUAAAGUGAAUGAAAUGACUAGUUUCCAGCGGAAUCUAUUUAUAUUGGCCUACAACUACAAAAUGGAACAGAUUUCCAAAGGUUACACUACCCCACUCUGCGAUAGCCUUAUUUUCCGGAAAGUGCGAAUGCUGCUGGGAGGAAAAAUUCGCAUCCUGCUUUGUGGAGGAGCUCCGCUCUCUGCAGCAACUCAGCGGUUUAUGAACAUUUGUUUCUGUUGCCCUGUAGGACAGGGUUAUGGACUAACUGAAUCAGCUGGAGCUGGAACAAUCACGGAAGUUUGGGACUACACUACAGGGAGAGUGGGAGCACCUUUGGUCUGUUGUGAAAUCAAGUUAAUGAACUGGGAAGAAGGUGGAUAUUACAACACUGAUAAACCAUAUCCUAGAGGUGAGAUUCUUAUUGGAGGGCAAAAUGUGACUGUGGGCUACUACAAAAAUGAAGUACGAACCAAGAAAGAUUUCACUGUUGAUGAGAAUGGGCAGAGGUGGCUUCAUACUGGAGACAUUGGAGAAUUUCAGCAAGAUGGAUGUCUAAAAAUUAUUGAUCGUAAAAAAGAUCUUGUAAAACUCCAGGCAGGAGAAUAUGUUUCUCUUGGCAAAGUAGAAGCUGCUCUAAAGAAUCUUCCACUGGUAGAUAAUAUUUGUGUGUAUGCAAGCAGUUUCCAUUCUUAUGUCAUUGGAUUUGUUGUGCCAAAUCAAAAGGAGCUGGCAGAACUAGCUCGAAAGAAAGGAUUUAAAGGAACGUGGGAAGAGAUCUGUAACAGUCCUGAGAUGGAAAAAGAGGUACUGAAGGUGCUAGCUGAAGCUGCCAUGGCAGCUAAUCUGGAAAAGUUUGAAAUACCAGUAAAAAUUCGUUUGAGCCCUGAUCCUUGGACCCCUGAGACUGGUCUAGUGACAGAUGCGUUCAAACUAAAACGCAAAGAGCUUACGGCAUACUAUCAAAUGGACAUUGAUCGAAUGUAUGGAAAAAAUGUAAAAUAAUUCUUUUUACUGCACCACUUUGCUACGAUGAGCUUGGAUCAAAUAGGAAAUACUUGAAUUGCCUGUCUCAACACUUGAGAUCAACACACAAACCCACCAUUCCUCAUUUGCAGCUUAAACUGUUAUUUCUGAUAACAUCACCAUGAUGACUGGCAAGUUUAGUAAAAUGUUAUGGCAGCAAACUUGUGUCUGUCUCCUUUUUUCCAGUUUUCUCUGCUACCUUGUCAGUCUGUGGAUUUUCCCAAGUCUUUUUGGGAAACCAUGAUUCUGAAGCCUCAAGUUUUUAAACAUUUAUAAAUCCUGUAUAAUGUUUUAUUUGUAUCUUUAAAAUUUGGAUGU
Messenger RNA from Cariama cristata (Red-legged seriema), 2558 nucleotides. It is a transcript of the gene ACSL3, whose product is annotated as acyl-CoA synthetase long-chain family member 3. The transcript has 14 exons. NCBI's taxonomy places the organism in Eukaryota, Metazoa, Chordata, Aves, Cariamiformes, Cariamidae. The coding region runs from base 30 to 2219 and encodes 729 amino acids. Gene Ontology annotation, biological process: long-chain fatty acid metabolic process; long-chain fatty-acyl-CoA metabolic process; neuron differentiation. Gene Ontology annotation, cellular component: lipid droplet; endoplasmic reticulum; plasma membrane. Gene Ontology annotation, molecular function: long-chain fatty acid-CoA ligase activity. The record is from RefSeq and is a predicted model, not a curated record.